Messenger RNA from Phytophthora infestans T30-4, 1551 nucleotides. Its product is annotated as exonuclease, putative. Gene Ontology annotation, cellular component: nucleus. Gene Ontology annotation, molecular function: exonuclease activity; nucleic acid binding. Bases 1 to 1551 code for a protein of 516 amino acids. The transcript has 4 exons. The record is from RefSeq and is a predicted model, not a curated record. Lineage: Eukaryota; Oomycota; Peronosporomycetes; Peronosporales; Peronosporaceae.
AUGGCUGGAGAGCUGUUCACCGCCGCGACGCCUGAUCCCGCGGCGCCACCGCGAGGGAUCAAGCGCAGCAUUGAGGAAGUGGCUGACAGUCUACUCCGCAGCAGUCUAGAGGAUCUGGUGGCCGGGGAAACCAAGAAUGUUCCCCUCGCAGACAUUCGAGAUGCGUUGAUGGACCAUUUGCUGGGCAGCAUUCAGACGGAUCUUAAACACACGGUGCUUUUUGUAUGCGAGGAAGUGGCGGAUAUUCGGCCAGAGCAGGCUGCAAGUGAUGUCGCGAAUGAAGGUGUGGAAGGUGACUAUCAAAUUCACAGUCGACUAUCUGAAGGCGACAGCAUUCCUCGAUGCGAUGCGACACUGCUCAAGAUUCCUGUGUCCAAGCACGAGAUUGAAAAGGAGAAACACGCAGCCAAGAAGGCUAUCAAGAACAAGAUCAAGAAGUUUAAAAAGAGCUCUGGAGAGACGUCCAAGCCAAGCGCUGACUUCUACGUUUUGUCACCGGAGGAGCUGAAGAUGCAUCUGUCGUCAAUCCCGUUCGAGGACGCAAAAGCAGUGGCAGAGUUCGUCUCUACGAAGCCUUUGGCGGAUGGUGAGACACGGUCAGCUGAGCAACUUCUACUUGCACUUGACUGCGAAAUGUGUCGGACCACAAAAGGCGUAGAACUCACGCGCCUUACGCUGGUAGAUGCUAGUGAAAAGGUUCUUUUGGACGAAUACGUUCGUCCAAAGAACCCCAUUGUGGACUACUGCACACGGUAUUCGGGUAUCACAUGCGAGAUCAUGGAGGCUACGACCAUGCGGUUAGCAGACAUCCAAGACAAGUUCUUAGCUCUUGUGCCCGCUGAAGCCAUCUUGGUGGGCCACUCAAUCGAGAAUGACCUGCAAGCGCUUCGGGUGUUGCACCGUCGAGUGAUCGAUACUGUAUGCUUGUAUCCACACCCUAAAGGACCUCCGUUCCGCACUGCGUUGCGCUUUUUGGCGAGUCAGUAUCUCAACCGAGCCAUCCAGACUGGCACAGAUGGCCAUUGCAGUGUGGAAGACGCAAUUGCUACACUGCAGUUGGCGCAACUUAAGAUCAAGCACGGACCUACGUUCCCGAGCAUCGAGCAUGAGUACAAACAGAAGAAAGUGGUGAACGAGAUGGCUCGAGCAAAGAAGUCGGUGCUUAUCGUAGACUCACAGCGCGCCUGCAGGUCGCUCAGCGGCGGCGUGGCUUGUAUCAUCCCGCGUGAAGACCCUGGCGAGGUCGUGCAGACAGUCGUGCAUCAACUGACGACAGGGUUUCCGCCACAUCUUACCUGGGCACGCAUACGCGGGGUAGAGCGCUCAGAGAUCGCUGCGUACGUGCAGAAGAUUAAGAGCAACUUGCCCGAGCACUCGUGCCUCGUUACGGUACUCAGUGGGGAUACUAAUGAGCUGCGUGCGCUUCAUAAACGGCGCACUGCGCGCACUGACCCUCGGAGUUCGCUCAUUUGGGACAAGAAGCAGCAAGAAGAGCUGGAUGCAACAGCCUUGACAGCCCAAUCAGGACUUGUACAUAUCUACUUGCAGUAA